Molecule: messenger RNA, 2682 nt
Organism: Penicillium salamii
Lineage: Eukaryota; Fungi; Ascomycota; Eurotiomycetes; Eurotiales; Aspergillaceae
Source: the annotation of a GenBank genome assembly
AUGAGCCUGGGACAGUGUGAAGUGUGCGAGUCGUCUCAGUGGUGUGAGCUUGAACGACUUCCAGAGGAGUCUUCUUCUCAAGCCUUGGAAGGGCCAACGCAGGUGAUACCUGAAUCACCGGAAAAUCAUGAAGGUCACACCAAUGUAUCGGGUACAACACUGGGCCCAAACGAGGCCGAGGCUGUGGAAUAUCAACUAGGGGCGAAAAUAACAAACCACUUGCCUUUCAUUCAAGAACAAGCGACCCUCGUCAUGAAUCUUUUGGUUCCUCAAACUUUGAAUCCCGACAGUAUUUCAGCCGAAGCCAAGAAGCUUCGCGAUGCCAACCACCCAAACGCGAAACGCUUGAAACGGUCAAUCGCUGGCCUGACCGAUGAACUUCAAGAGUCGCCUAUCUCAUCCGACGGCAGACCCUUCUUAGACAUCUCUCGCUUCCGCCGUUUGAUACCUCAACGUCAGCUUGAAACAUCCAUGCCCGAUGUCCAUAUGACCAACUGCGCGUUGCUGGCGAUCGUGAUGUUUUCCAAGAAUGCCGAAAGCUCUCAGCCGCAGGUCAUGCAAGACCUCGACGCUCUCUUCCCACUGUGUUUUAUGGAGAAGAUUGCGCAGAACAACACGCCCAGGGCCAUCGGAGCUAGCUAUACACAAGACACGACAUUUGGUCUUGCCUUGAAUAUCCGGACCCAAUUCUUCAUCGGGGAACUCGAAAGACGUCAGCGGGAGCCUGACUUCAACCCGAUAGCCGUUCUCCGACAGGUCUUCUGCAUGGACCUCACUCCUGAGGACAACCUUCACGAAACCCCGGGCACUUUCCGGGGCUUCCGUUUGCCUGGUGUCUUCGAGGACGAAGAUGGCCACCUCCCCGAGACCCUCCCGGAGAAGCUACAGCUAGCAGUGAGCGACAGAUUCAACGACCUAUACGAAGAAAUUUCAGAGUGGGACGAGAUUGAUGUGGAUGGAUUGAGGAAGGUACACAGGUGGCGCUCAUUUGAGCGCGAUCUUGCGCGCUGGAUCCAUACGCGUAGCCGAGAAGUCAAAGAGGAUAUACGUCGUGUCUCUGAUAGACUCGCUCAAAAUUCGCCCCCAAGCCGUCGGGUCACUCCAGCCUCAGUGCGAACUCCUAUUCGGCCACAGACUUCUACCGAAUCUCCUCUUCGGAACUACCAAACACCCCGGAAACAGCACCUUGGAGUUACGCCCCAAGGAGUGAACCAAGCGACUGCAGUCAAUCCUCAUUUGCCUGUCGCUUCACCUCAAAAGCCGACCUCACUCCAGAAGAUAGCUUCAGCCCAGCAGAUGGCUUCGCCUCAAAAGGUGGCUGCACCUGAGAAGGCGGCAUCACCUGAGAGGGUGGCCUCACCCGAGAGCGCGGCUUCGCCUGAGAGAGCGGCUUCACCUGAGAGGGCAGCUUCGCCUGAAAAUGCGCCCGCCCCUGAAAAUGCUCCUGCGCAGGUUUCCACUGGCCAGGCCAAGCAGGCAGCCACAAACGACCCAGCCCGACGCAAAUCCAAAAGCAAUUACCGAGAUGUAGGCUCGUUUUUCAGACUGAAGCAACGCAUUAAUAUCAGUCGUCAGCAGCAAUCUCUCUCCGGUCCCACCUCACAUCCUCCGAAUGGUUCUUCGGCCAAGGCUACCGCAAACCAAGGCGACAACACUGAUGGCCCGGCUCAGUCUUUUGCUUCCGUCUCUCGUGAAAUUCUCGAGUCUCCGGACCUGGGAGAUUUGGGUGAUGACGACUUCACAUACGUCAACAAUGAGGACGAUGUGGAUCUCGACCACGGUCAUGGAGGCGAUGUAAUGGCGUCAACAAGCCCUUCUGCCUCCGCUAGGAUCAAUCGAGUGAGCCACAACCCUGGACGAUAUGUCUCAGAUCGUCGGAGCCCACAGCGAACGAUUGGGAGAAAUCAUGGAACUGGCAACGACUCCUUUGCCCAGCGACGUUUAUUCAUUCACAAGCAGAAUGAUGCCGGCAGGGUCUCACCAAUCAACGACAACGAUAGCCAAAGCGCAGAAAAGCCACGCGCGAGGCCCGCCCGUUCAAAUGCCAAAAAGCGACAGAUCCCCGACACUUCAAGUGACGAGUCGGACGAGUUUGAACAAGAUGAACGUGAGAUCAGCCGCAGGCCUGAAAAGAGGCAGCGCGUUCAACGUCCCGCGCGGGAGGCAAGCUCAGGGAACGCGUCUCGCGCAAGCCUUGAAAGCACCCGUCCUGCAAAUCCCGGUCCAUCAAACCCUAGACGAGUGAUUCGUGCCACUCAAAGUCAAGCCGACAGUGAAGACCUCACCGAUGGCGAGACCAGUACCAACGUGCGAGAGGCCGGCACCAAUAGGCGGAUUCAAGCCGUCUUCCAGCCACAAUCCACGCCUACCGAGGAUCAUCAGUAUUGGGCCAAAGUCAGGGACGAAUUGUCUCGGGCCGAGGCAAUUCAGCCUAGUGUUCGCAAGCCGAGUAAGCGGUGGUCAGAAGAGGAAGAUCAACGUCUCCAUCAGCUCAUGUCGAUGUUCGGCACCAGCUAUGCAACAAUCAAAAAGCAUGAUAGUAUGGUUCCUGUUAGUGCAGGUGGUCCUUGCCUUGAAGGUCGCUCCCAGGUCCAAUGUAAGGAUCGGGCUCGGACGAUAAAGAAGAAACUCCUCAGGGACAAUCAACCCAUUCCAGAAUACCUGGAGAAUAUUCUGCCUUGA